UUUUUUGACCAAUGAAGUAAUUGAUAUGGAAUUGAUUAAACAGAAGAAGUUACUUCAUCAAGAUUAAUCGAAAAUGUACAUUUCUAAGACAACUCUUUCCAAAUUCUUCAAAUGGAUGAAUCAGUUUCCAUUAUCAAUAGAAUCCAAAAUUGAAUCAAAAUAGAUAAUGUGAAUUUUUUCAAUAGAUUAUUCAUAUAUUGCAAAUUGAUAUCAAAAAUAUCUUCAAGUUUUUAUGAAUCACCAGCAACUACUCUGUGAUAUCGCGAUGCGAUCUUGUAGGCUUCGCUCAUCAUAAUCAUAAUAACAUAACCAAAAAGAAAACACAAGAGUUCUUUCUUCACGUGGUGUAAGUUUAGCCUAAAUGUCAUAACAUAAUUAAUUGAAACAAAAUGCGUAUUGAAAAUUGUUAUUUUUGCUCUUCUCGUAUAUAUCCUGGUCAUGGUAUACAAUUUGUAAGAAAUGAUUGCAAGGUGUUCAAGUUUUGUCGGCCCAAGUGUCACGCAGCCUUCAAGAAGAAGAAGAACCCGCGUAAGGUGAAGUGGACAAAGGCCUAUCGCAAGACAGCCGGCAAAGAGUUGGCCAUCGACCCGGUGUUUGAGCUGGAGAAGCGGCGCAACCAGCCGCUCAAGUACGACCGGCAGUUGUGGCAGAGAGCGGUCGACGCCAUGAAGCGGGUGGAGGACAUCAGACAGAAGCGGCAGGGAGUCUAUGUGAUGCAACGGCUAAGGAAGGCCAGGGAACUGGAGAGGGUGUCCGAUGUCAAGGAGGUGCAACGCAACAUGGAACUCAUCAAAUCACCCGCUGCCGGUCUCAAGGAGAGAAAAGCUUUGGAAGAAUCUAUUGUUGAAGUUACCCAUGAGUCUGACGAGGAAAUGGAAUUGGAUGAAGAAGAUAGGAAAGAAAUGGUUGAAGUUUAAUAAACAUGUUCCAAUACAA
Messenger RNA from Nilaparvata lugens (brown planthopper), 936 nucleotides. It is a transcript of the gene RpL24-like, whose product is annotated as probable ribosome biogenesis protein RLP24. Gene Ontology annotation, biological process: ribosomal large subunit biogenesis. The transcript is spliced from 3 exons. Lineage: Eukaryota; Metazoa; Arthropoda; Insecta; Hemiptera; Delphacidae. Bases 390 to 917 code for a protein of 175 amino acids. Gene Ontology annotation, cellular component: nucleolus. The record is from RefSeq and is a predicted model, not a curated record.